Molecule: messenger RNA, 735 nt
Organism: Chlorocebus sabaeus (green monkey)
Lineage: Eukaryota; Metazoa; Chordata; Mammalia; Primates; Cercopithecidae
Source: RefSeq, a predicted model, not a curated record
AUGGCAGCCACAGUCACCUGCAGCAAGGACUCCCUGCUCAACUGGCUGAAGAACCUGGGGGAGGCCUUGGAUGGAGCCAUCCAGGAGUUCACUCUCUCCUGUGCUGGCUACUGUGUGGCCAUGUACGUGCUGGGCAUUGGUGAUUGGCACAGCGACAUCAUGAUCCGAGCGAGUGAGCCACUGUUCCACAUUGAUUUUGGCCACUUUCUGGGGAAUUCCAAGAUGAAGUUUGGAAUCAACCGCGAGCGUGUCCCGUUCAUCCUCACCUGUGACUUUGUCCAUGUGGUUGAGCAGGGGAAGACUAACAAUAGUGAGAAAUUUGAAAGGUUCCGGGGCUACUAUGAAAGGGCCUACACCAUCCUGGGGCUUCUCUGUCUCCACCUCUUUGCCCUCAUGUGGGCGGUAGGACUGCCUGAGCUCAGGUGCUCUGAAGACAUCCAGUAUCUCAAGGACUCCCUGGCACUGGGGAAAACAGAGGAGGAGGCGCUGAAGCACUCUUUUGAUGGCAAAAUCAUUAUUUUCAGGGGAAACAUUAAGCUCAGGUGGCUGGAGGACGUGUUAGUGAGACAGGACCUGGUGGGGCUCCCCCUUGCUGCGCAGUUGCAAGCUAGCGCUGACCACAGACAAAAUCCUUCGUUCUGCACAGCCAUGUUGCAAAAGCUCCUUCUGGGGAACAGAGGAGAUAAGGUGCUCCAGCGUCAGAUCAAGACAAACUCAUUUCGGAAGAUGAACUAG